AUGCUGCGUUCAGGGCCCGUGGGAAGUCUGAGAGAGAAAGACAGAGGAUACAGAGCCGCAGACAUGAACCCGGGGGAGCACUCCUCGUACCGCCGCCUCUUCGGGGCCUCUGUGCGCUCCUCCUCCUCCGGGGACUCCUCCUCACGCUUCUCCGGUUCCCCGUCCGCUCGCUCCCCGGGGCCACAGCGCAGGACCGGCCCGUCUGGAGGCGCGUUCCUGCCGCUGACGCGCACGGACUCGGGCCACAACGCGGCGCUCAACCACGAACUGAAACUGGUGAGAAGCAACGAGAAGGAGCAGCUGCAGGGCCUGAACGACCGCUUCGCCGUGUUCAUUGAUAAAGUGCGUCACUUGGAGCAGCAGAACCACAGUCUGCAGACGGAGCUGGUUUCUCUGAGGCAGAAGCAGAACGAGUCCAGGGUCAACCAGGUCUACAAGGACCAGAUCCAGGACCUGAGAGACCAGGUCCUGACCCUGAACCAGGACAACAGCCGGCUGCUGGUGGAGGUCAGCAACCAGGAGGAGGAGCUCAAGUGUGUGUGUCUGAGGCUGGAGCAGGAGCAGGCUCUCCGGGUUCAGGCGGAGCUCUCCCUGAAGUCUGUGGCGAGGGACGUGGACGAGGCGGCGGCGAUCAGACUGAACCUGGAGCGAAGCGUGGAGUCUCUGUCUGACGAGAUCCGCUUCAUGACGAGACUUCACCAGGAGGAGAUCCAGGAGCUGCGCUGCUUCAUGGAGGCUCAGCAGGCGUCUGUGGAGGUGGAUCCGCCCAAACCAGACCUGACCUCGGCUCUGAAGGAGAUCCGGAGCCAGUACGAGUCGGUGGCGGCGAGGAACCUACAGUCGGCCGAGGACUGGUACAAGUCCAGGUUCAGCAGCCUCUCGGAGCAGGCGUCCCGCAGCAGCGAGGUGGCGAGGGCGAGUCGAGAGGAGCUGGGCGAGUUCAGGAGGCAGCUGCAGAACAAGACCAUCGAGACCGAGAGUCUGAGGGCGACCAACGAGAGUCUGGAGAGACAGGUCACCGAGAUGGAAGAGGCUCACGCUGCAGAGGUGUCAGCCAUGCAGGAGACCAUCUCUCAUUUGGACACAGAGAUCCGGAACCUCAAAGGGAAAAUGGCCGAACACCUGAGAGAGCACCAGGACCUGCUCAACGUCAAGAUGGCUCUGGACAUCGAGAUCGCCGCUUACAGGAAGCUGCUGGAAGGAGAGGAGACACACUUUAACUGUGGCCUCUCCUUUGGGGUCCCCCUGUCCCUGCCUCAGUCCAGACCCCCAGGCCCUGAGUCUCAGGGUCCAGACCCCAGACGAGACCCAGACCCCAGACGGGACCCAGACCCCAGACGGGACCCAGACCCCAGACGGGACCAAGGCCGCAGUGCGAAAGAGGCCUUCGAGGAGGAGAAGGAAGAGGAGAUCUUUGCCCAGCUCAGUCUGUGA
This is a messenger RNA of Knipowitschia caucasica, 1434 nucleotides long. The record is from the annotation of a GenBank genome assembly. NCBI's taxonomy places the organism in Eukaryota, Metazoa, Chordata, Actinopteri, Gobiiformes, Gobiidae.